Sabethes cyaneus is the source of this 3918-nucleotide messenger RNA. RefSeq names its product nuclear valosin-containing protein-like (gene smid). Bases 91 to 3450 code for a protein of 1119 amino acids. Gene Ontology annotation, biological process: ribosome biogenesis. NCBI's taxonomy places the organism in Eukaryota, Metazoa, Arthropoda, Insecta, Diptera, Culicidae. Gene Ontology annotation, cellular component: nucleus. The record is from RefSeq and is a predicted model, not a curated record. The transcript has 7 exons. Gene Ontology annotation, molecular function: ATP hydrolysis activity; ATP binding; preribosome binding.
CUAUCAAAACUGCGGAAUCAACGACGCUGCCUUGUGGAAAGAGUUUCCUGUUUUUCGCUUGUUUCAGUGUAAUUUUGAAGAACAGCAGUGAUGUUGCAGAAAAAACCUGCUGGAGGAUUGUACGAUCCGAUGAUUAUUCCACGCGUAAAGCAGUAUCUGGAGGAAAAUGUUCACCAAACUUAUGUGGACGUUGGGGUUAUGGCCCGGGAGCUACAAGAGCGCUAUCGGGAGUACAAUAGAAGGAAGGCCGUGCCGUUUCGGAUGUUAGUGGAACAGGCGUAUAAAACCGUCCUGCAUAGUUACGGCUUGGACAGUAAUCCUUCCAGUGAAAACGAAGAUGACGGCAAUUCAGAUUUGGAAGUCAUGGAGGAAGGUGGUGGUAGCAAUGCAAACCAUAUGAAUGAUGCUCUUACUAACAUGUAUAUGAACAAUAAAAAUAAACCUACUGGCGGAAUGGCAGCUUCUGGAGGUGGCGGAAAUGAUGGUGAAGCGAUCGACAUUAGCAGUGACGAGGAAGACCAGGGUGGAAACUCUCGUGAUAAGGACAAAGCUGUUUCUACCACUUGCGACCAGAUGAAGUUGAUUGAAACUCAAAUUGCAUCUAAUAAGCAUAUAACUGUUACGAAGGUAGUUCGUGCCGACAAACCCAGGUCAGGGGAUGAAGCAGUUGAUUCCAGUAACGGCAGUACUAAUGGGCCUCGUAAGCAGCCACUUGAUACCAUUGCAGUACAGCAAGCUAAACGUAGGCGGCUGGAUCAGGCUCAGAACUCUGAAGUGAGCAAUAGUUCCAAUCCGUUGCUACAGCCCCAGCAGCCGGUCUUGCAGGUACCUCAGGUGCGUUCUGCAGGGCAUCAAAAUGGCAAGGUUCAAGCUGGUAAACCAGAAACGCCCGGUAAUCAGCGUACUAAACGAUUCAAAAAAGAAGUGUGGGCUCGCUUUGUUGAUACUAACUUUGAGGAUGUGGGCGGAAUGGAUCAUAUUCUACGCGAUCUUUGUGAGUUACUUCUUCACGUUAAGCACCCGGAGGUUUACCGUCAUAUCGGCUUACCGGCGCCGCGUGGAUUUUUGUUGCAUGGACCUCCGGGCUCCGGAAAAACUCUGCUAGCACAGGCAAUUGCGGGACAACUCAAAAUAGGUCUCAUUGAAAUUCCGGCAACGGAAUUAGUCGCCGGUGUUUCAGGUGAAUCGGAAGAACGAAUCCGUGAAGUUUUCGAGCAGGCAGCAAUUCUUUCGCCUUGUGUACUGUUCAUUGAUGAAAUCGACGCUAUUUCGGCUAAUCGUAUCAAUGCUCAAAAAGAUAUGGAACGACGUAUUGUUGCCCAGUUGCUGAGCAGUUUGGACGGACUGUCUAAGCUGGAAGGAGGCGAUGGCGUGUUAGUUAUCGGCGCCACCAAUCGACCAGACGCGUUGGACCCUGCAUUGCGACGAGUUGGACGUUUCGAUCAGGAGAUAUCUCUAGGCAUUCCGGAUCGUGAAGCGAGAGCGCAUAUCCUAAAGAUUAUUUGUCGAAAUCUAAAAAUUGAACAAACUAUUGAUUUUGAUGAGCUAGCCAAAUUGACUCCCGGAUAUGUUGGGGCUGAUCUGCUGGCUUUGGCUACCAGAGCAGCCACCACGGCAAUCAAAAGAAUGUUAACUGAACGUGAACGGCAGCAAUUGAUUGCGGAAGCUAAAAAACAGGUCGAACUUGAAGUUCUUCGUCGUAAGAGACAGCUGGAAGCCGCAACUGGCACGUUGAGAAAGGAAGAAGAUGAUGACGAUGUGGCAAUUAUGGAAGUUGAUGAAGCAGCAUCGCAAGUGGUCGCAAAAAAGGGUGGCAAUCUGAACGGGGAUGUUUCAGCGGAUGACGUUGUUGCUUUGGAGGAUGAUGUCGAAGAAGUGGUUAACUUAGACGAUGACAAAGAUGAUGUUCAAGCUUCCGCGGAAGCCGUUGAAAAGCAAGCUGUUGAGGAACCGAAGAUCGAUGAGCUUAAGGAGAACAAGGAUGACUCAGCGAAGAAGGAUGAAGUGGCUGCCACUGAAGAAAAGAAGGAACAAGAACAGCCUGAUUCGGCGGAAGCUAAGCCCGUUGAAGGUGAAAAAAUGGAUGACAGUGAAGCUACUGUCGCUGCAGUGAAAGAUGAUGGUGAGGCAAACGGAGAGAAGCCUGAUGAAAGCCUAAAAAAAGCGGAUAUUGAUGGAGAUGUAGAAAUGGUUGCAGAUAGUAGUACCUCUGGCGACAAAGUUGUAGCUGAAGAGGUUGAAGAAGAAAUUACUACACAAGCGGUUGAGAAAGUUCCAGCUGAAACCAGUGGCGCUGAGGAGAAGCCUGAAACAGAACCUGUUCAGGUAGAACAGACUAAGACAGCUGAAGAGCCUUCUUUUGAACAGAUGGAACAGGAACUGGAGGAGAAUGUACUUGCAGAUUCGGCUAUUAACUUCCCUCCUAAUAUGUUGACCUUGGAUAAACUACUAAACCUUCUGCUGGACCACUCUAAUCCUUUGCCAGACGAGGAGCUCGAUAGCUUAUAUAUUGAGAAAGAAGACUUUCUGCAGUCGAUCAAAUCAGUACAGCCAUCGGCCAAGCGGGAAGGUUUCAUUACGGUUCCGGACGUAACAUGGGAUGAUAUUGGUUCGCUUGUUGAUAUUCGUGAGGAGUUGAAGUUGGCUAUAUUGGCACCAGUAAAGUUUCCACAUCGUUUGAAGCUGCUCGGACUGAGCUCUCCAUCAGGAGUGCUACUUUGUGGUCCGCCUGGCUGCGGUAAAACACUGCUAGCAAAAGCCGUCGCCAACGAGGCCGGAAUCAACUUUAUAUCAGUAAAGGGACCAGAGUUGUUAAAUAUGUACGUCGGCGAGUCAGAACGCGCUGUGCGUCAGUGUUUCCAGCGCGCACGCAACUCUGCACCGUGCGUUAUCUUCUUUGACGAGUUUGACUCGUUAUGUCCAAAGCGUUCGGACAGUGCAGAAGGCGGUUCUGGAAUGCGUGUCGUUAAUCAAUUACUCACCGAGAUGGAUGGCAUUGAGGAACGAAAGGGCGUAUUCCUUAUGGCAGCAACCAACCGGCCAGACAUUGUUGACCCUGCCGUACUGCGCCCGGGACGACUCGAUAAAAUUCUGUACGUUGGACUACCGGCCGAGGCGGAUCGUAUCGAUAUUUUAAAAGCAUUGACAAAGAAUUGCACUCAACCUCCACUGGCCGAAGAUGUCGAUCUGAACGUCAUCGCGCGGUUAACUGAGGGAUACACCGGAGCCGAUUUGGCAGGUCUAGUAAGACAGGCUUCCCUGCAGACUCUUAAAGAUUCGAUAGCGGCCUGCAGUAGUGAGGAUAAUCAGACAGCCGAUUCCGAAGAGCAACUCAAAGUUGCGAUGAACCAUUUUCAAGCAGCGAUACGAAGUGUCAAACCGUCUGUCAAUGAAGAAGAUAAGAAACACUAUGAACGGUUGAAGGUAAAAUAUGGAACACCAACACAAUAAACUGUUUAAUUCAGUUUAUUUUGCGUAAGGACAUGAUUUAGCAUUUUAGUGAUUAAGAAUCGAAAUAUUGAUACAAACAUUACUACAUGUAGUGAAAAAAAAAUAAAUUAAACAGUGUUAAUUUCCUUAACAAUCGAAACAUUUGAUGCAAGGUUAUGUACCGCGUAGGAUUCUAGUACUCUUCACGGAAUAAUGGUUGGUUUCCGUAACAAUACUAAGCCAGUGAACGAACCUCAACCGUCAGAAUAUACUAUGGCGCAAAUAUAGGAUCCUUACUCUAUUGGACAAAUAUGUUAGCUUAUCAUAAAAUAUGUUUUUGUUUCAUUAUAUGGUAAAAUUUAGUUUUUUUUUCAUAGAUAAUUUUGAACACACGACCACUGCAGUGUUUUGUAUCUUUGAUCAAUAAGUUUUCGUAAUCUAUAAGCAUUCUGCUAGGAGAGUAAACUAGAUAUCUGACAAAACUGAAAU